GGGAGACGGGAACUGAGAGCGCGAACACGUCGUGCUGACGAGCCACGGUAGUUGACAGCUGGAGCGGUUUUCCGCGCGGUUUUUUCUUCAUCUCUCUCCGUCACACGCCGAACCAUGAUAACAAUCGUCGGACGAACGUUGACGCGCCGGGCGAUCCCGUAGGCGCAAUCACCGGACUAUAAAUAACGAGACAAAAGGCGCGACGGAGAUUUAAAUUUGGAUCGUAUCGAACGGCGCGAGGGACAACCGGCCAGCCGAGCGGUAGGACGAGGACUAUUUUAAAACGAUCGGGAGGCGGUUUCAUGUCAAUUUUGGCGUCACACGCGCCCGAUGCGUCUGUGAUCGACGUCAAUAGGAAUUCUUCGCACGUAACCCGCCUUCGUCAUAACCGUCCUUAAUAUGGGGAUAAUACUGUCCAGGUUUCAGAAAAAGAAGACGACCAUUGAAAUUUUGGAGAGUCUAGAUACACAAAUCAAAGACAUCCAACAGUAUGGACAGACGACAGAGCAGAGACACAAGAAGAUAGUGGGGACCAUUAUCAUCUAUGGAGUUAUUCUUUAUAUUAUGAUAGCAUUCAUUUUUUAUUUUUGCUUCUUCCCAGCUUCGUUGUACGAUCAAAUCUUUUAUAUAACACCAUUACUGUUUUUCCCCAUUUUAAUACUUUUAACAAAGAAAAUGGUUUCUUGGUAUUACAAUCGUAAAAUUACUCAUAAUCAAGAAAAAUUGUCCACGAUCAUGGCGGAGAAAAAGAAAAUAUUAAAUGAAGUUACUGAAACGGAAACGUACAAGAAAGCUAAAGAGAUAUUAUUAAAAUUUGCACCAGACGAAUUAACUAUGUCACCUUUAACUCCGAAGCUUACCUAUAGGAUGUCACUGCCAUCUGAGACACCUCGGCGUCCUGCACCACAGGCUGUAAUAUCUCCUCUACCUUCCGAGUUAAGAAGAAGGAUCGUACCAAUUCAAAAUCAGCCACAAAGUGCACAGACUGGUGUACCUACUUCUGGUCAAACGACACCUGUCACUAGACCGAUUAAUCAGCCUUCAAAUACUCCUUUCCAGUCUAGAGUAAUUAAUCCUGCGACCAUAGGUUUCCGAUCACCGUUACCACGACCUGUAUUGCCGCAACAAAGAACAGUGAUUGAUCGUUUGGUUGAUUAUUUAGUAGGUGACGGUCCUGCAAAUCGCUAUGCUUUAAUUUGUCGGCAAUGUGAAUCGCAUAAUGGAAUGGCUCUGAAAGAAGAGUUUGAAUACUUCGCAUAUAGAUGCUGUUAUUGUGGUUUCUGGAAUCCCGCGAGAAAGCAAAAACCUUCUGCUCCAAAAUUAGAUUUUGAUAUCCCUGCUACAGCUUCGAAUAUACCUGAAACUAAUCUACCUAGUAAUGCAGACGAAGAGAUAAAAUAUACAGAGCUGGAAACCAGCACGCAUUCAGAUACAGAUUCGGAUAUCGAAGUAGUUGAAAGACCAGGUGAAACAUCUGACACUCCUGAAUCAGAAACCAAGGAAUUAUUAGAUGAGAAUGAAUCUGAUAAAAUACAGUCGUAGCACUCAUAAUUUUUCUAUUCGAAUAAACAGCCUGAAGGCGCAACAGAAUAUUUGUAAAUUAUAAAUUCAAGUAAGUUUAAAAUUUGAUAAAAGUAAAGAGGGUAUAAGUAAACAAAAACGGAAACAUAAAUCAUUGAAAUAAAAUGAAUUAUAAAAUAUGUUGACUUUCUUAACACGUAAUGAGAGUUAGAAGUGUAAAAUACCUUUUUAGAUUAUAAUUAUAAUUCAGUCAAUUGAAGUGCUAUUUAAUGGAAAUUGUUACUAUAAUUUAGAAAUAACAAAUAUUAUAAGAUUGUUGGUAACGUACGUAAUGAAAUCUGACAGAUUUAUCUAAGUUUUAAUUAUAUAGCACUUGCAAGACAAUUUGUGGAAAAUAUAUAAGAAUCUUACACUUAUGAUUAGAGAUCGAUCAUAGAUCGGUCGUUAACAAUCCUUAUCAUUCCAAAUCUUUAUUUGCAUUAGCGUUGUUAUUAAAUGCAAAAAACUAAAGUAAAAGCAAAAAAAAAAUCAUUAGUCUAAUUCCUUUUAAAUAUCUCGUAGAUUUCAUAGAAAUAUUUAUUGCAAUAUUUAUAUGAAAUUGCAUAACAUUUUUAUAUAGUUUUUGAGGUAUAAUCUAAUUAAAUGCAACAAAAUACUUGAACAAUUGCAUGCAUGCGAAAGGUUCAUGUUGCACAUCAAUUAACAAUGUAUUUUUUAUAAGACUGCCUAUCUUAUCUGCAGUGGCAGAUCAAUAUUUAUAUUAGGCAACAAAUUCUUUUGAGAAGAAUGCGCUGGAUCUUUCUUUCAUACAUCUUAAGCUCAAUCAGUCAUGCCUUUUAUCUGAAUAACGCAAUAGUCGCAUAUAUCGCUUUAUGAAAAUUAACUUGAGCGUUCUAGCUGUAUUUAAUUAUUUUACUUAUAGCUUAGUAGUUUAGGAUAUUGUGGAAGAUGAUUCUUGUUAUGUAAAUGUGUCGUCUUUAGAAAGAAGAAACGAAGAAAAAUAAUGCAUUUUUUAACAGCAUUGCGGUCUUGCAUGGAAAAUUACUUAACACGCAGAUAGUUUCUAGAUGAAAUAAUAUCAUGAGAAUAGAAAUUUGAGAAUGCGCUCUAUAUUAUAUUACUUAUGAUUACACACUCUACUGUGAUUCUAGAUAGGCUAAUAAAACUCAUGAUUAUUGUAUCAGCUCGAAUUCAACCUUAAUGUAACCGUGAAUUGUAAAUGAAUGUGAUUGUUUUUCAUUA
Solenopsis invicta (red fire ant) is the source of this 2763-nucleotide messenger RNA. RefSeq names its product endoplasmic reticulum junction formation protein lunapark-A (gene Lnpk). Bases 400 to 1542 code for a protein of 380 amino acids. Gene Ontology annotation, biological process: endoplasmic reticulum tubular network organization. The transcript has 9 exons. The record is from RefSeq and is a predicted model, not a curated record. NCBI's taxonomy places the organism in Eukaryota, Metazoa, Arthropoda, Insecta, Hymenoptera, Formicidae. Gene Ontology annotation, cellular component: endoplasmic reticulum tubular network.